This is a messenger RNA of Haliotis rufescens (red abalone), 13036 nucleotides long. RefSeq names its product G patch domain-containing protein 8-like. The transcript has 5 exons. Lineage: Eukaryota; Metazoa; Mollusca; Gastropoda; Lepetellida; Haliotidae. The record is from RefSeq and is a predicted model, not a curated record. Gene Ontology annotation, cellular component: nucleus. Bases 5598 to 10166 code for a protein of 1522 amino acids.
UUGUUUAUGUUGGAGACAGAUUGUUAACCCUCUCUCUAUCAGUCCGUAUGUCCAUAUCUCAUACGUACCUACGUAUGCUGCUCGCUCGCUAGCUAUCUCGCCACUAACCUGCGCCACCAAGUGCAGACACGGCACAGCUUUAUGUGUAUUGCCAUGCUCAGUCCAGCAUUGUACACAAACACACAAUGACAAGCAUCCCGUAUCAGUUUUCAAAUAUUUGUUCAGUUGAUUUGGAGUAAGAUUUUAAAUCCUAUCUGAGUGUUUAGCAUGUUCAGAAGUAUUCACUUAGACCUUAUCAAGUUAAAUCUAGGUCAUUAAUGUGUAUUGAUAUUUUUCUAAAGACUUUUGGCAAAAAUUGUACAUGAUUACAUGAGGAUCUUGUCACUCAUUUUGAUUUCAAUACAGAUAGAAGUAGAUUCUAGUUUGUUGGGGAAAAAACAUUUCCUGUGCAGCAAACAAGUAAUUUUGCUUAUACUUUUGGCAUAGUUCCAAUGAAAUGGUCAGAAAUACACUUUCAAAACUGAAAUAUUCACUAAGUCAUGCCAGGAGAUGUGAAAAUAGGAGGUUGUAUAAUUAAGUAAGCUUAUCAAACUUUCAGCAACUGUAUUUCGAUACCCAAUGUUAUUUCUGAAAGACAUCUCAAGCAGUGCAACUGGGGAUUUCGAAGCUCAUGUGACCGAACUUACUACUAACUGCCACUGUAUGUAACCUGGGACCGUGGGGUUGCCUUGUUGUUAUCGGGUUAACUCGUCACUACAAUGUCCUGGUUCAAUUCUCCACUUCGAUUCAAUGUAUGAAGCCAAUUUCUGGUGUUCCCCAUCAUGAUAUUGAGGUUUCUGAAGUUGGAGUAAAACCAAACUCACUCACCCACACACAUACAUCAAUUGUAAAGUUCAAACAUCUUUUUGAAAGUGACAAGAUCACUUGUAACAAGGUACUUUAUCCAUCUGACCUGCUGCGUGACCUGUUAGAGUGCUAUGCUGGGCUGAGAGUGGAACGUCCUCACAGGAGUUCUGCGCAGUGUCCAGAAUGUAGUGGAAUAGUCAAUAUGAAUGCAUAUAUCCAUUGUGUGUAACUUCAUGGCUGUUUACAGUUUGCAACAACAUGCAAUAUCCCAUCAAUCAAACCGAUUGUGGUGAUGAUUCUGAAAUAUUAUGUAUUCACUUAUUUUGUUAUUUUCUUAUCCUGUCAUGAAGUCCUGCUUUUUGUAUUAUUGGUCCCUCCCACACAGUGCAUUUAUCUACACGAUGUAACCUGGUCACUUUGUUUCACUGUUAAUGUUGUCGGCAUUAAUUCAUUCCUAGAUUUGUAUGAGAGGCUGUGAUACUAACAAGUUUCUUGCAUGAUAGUUUAUUAUAGUCUACUAAAAAUACAAGAUAGAUAUUUUCACUUCAUCAUGUUUGCUGAAGGGAUGUAUAAAGUAUUGUCUCAAUAUACAUGUCACAGUAAGAAAUUUGUUGAAAUUUGCAUUUGAUAAAAAUGCAAUGUGUUAAAAAAAAUUUCAUUAUGAAAUAUGUAUUCUCAUACCAUUCACCAAAAAAAUCCUUAAGGUUAUGGAUAAACAGUAGAAUUUCCUGUAUCAUUAUCUUUAGUCAUAUGUAAACGCUUUUAAUAUGCAGUCAUAGACUCAUAAUGCUAGUCCACAAACACGUAGCACAUAUGUGAAGUGCAGAGCUUAAUGUUGCAUGUAAAUAGAUAGGGUAUAUCAUAUAUUUUCCGUUAGUUAAUAUUACAUUGUUGAUAUUUACAUGAUCAAAGAUAUGAAAAAAACUUUUGAUUGCUCAUAAUUAGAUGCUAUUCAGUGGCAUCACAUGGAAUUAUAAUUGGUUUUAUAUGUGUUGUGGAAAUGCCAACAAGUCUUGAAGACAUUUCAUUCUGAACACGACAGUAUGACGCAUGUAGUUUGUUUAGUUCCAGUUUUGUUUCCCCUUUGCAUCAGCACAAAUUAGUGAUACUUUAAAUCAUGUGUUCCUACACACCAUUUUUUUCUCUUAUGAAUUUUGAAUUUGAAGUUUUCCCAACAUUUGUUUUGAUUAUUUGAUAACAAUAACACCAGCUGUUACUUCAGUAUGAUGCUAAAUUCAUAGAAACCAAAUGAAUUGGAUUGUGAUCAAUAAAUUAAGGAGUGUUUUCCCUAUUUGUGUAUCAAUAAAGGAGACUCUGUUCACAACUUUUUAUGAGUUACCAGAAAAUGUAUGUACAUGUAUUUUCUUUUUUCAUCCAAAUACCAUUAACCCUUGCAAAGAUAUCAUCUCCUUUCAGCUCUGGUGAGGUGAUUUGGAGAUGUUUAUGUUUUGUUUUGUGUGUUCCUAUUUUGCUUAUUUUGAUUCAUCCAGGCUCUACUUUUUGUUUGUUUGCAUGUCAUCAUAAUCAUCGUACCAUGGCGGUAUCAUUGUCAUUGUGUAUCAUACCAUAAUCAUUCAUAUGUCUGUUUUACAAUUUACUGGUGUUACCUGUGGUAAUAAAAUUGAACUUUAUAUUUGCAUGUCAUACAUUUUAAAGACAAUAUAUGACAACAUUUUGGAAAUAUCUUCGUCUUUGAAUAAUCAUGUUUCCAGCAUGGUGUAGUAUAAGAUUGUUUGUAAAACAGACAUGACAUCAUGGCCUAAAUCUCAUCUUUUUUGCAGUUGAUUUAUUUUAUGCACAAUUAUACAUCGUGGAAAUACAUCUUUCAGUGGUCAUUCUCCACCCUAAGGGUUUGAGUGAAAGCUUGUUUUGUUGAAUUAUUCACACUAGUGCAGUUUCCUCCUCCUCCUCUCCUGUCUAAUAUUCCCACCUACAUCAACAGUGACAUGAGGUCAUAUAUAUAUAUACUUUCAUGUGGCACACUAGCCUAGGUGCUUGUUUGCAUGACAUAGUGUUGUCGGGUAUGUAGAUGGUUUCAAGUAGCUAUUCUUGCUGUGUAGAUGUCAUCUACCAAAGAUAAAAGUGAAUGUUCUGAAACAAAAUCACACCGUUACUAAUUAUAUUCACUCUCAGUAAAUCAGAUUCUUUGUGGAUAAAAUAAUGUUUUUGCUUUUACAAGCACUCUUCAGUCGCAAUUGAUUGUUGUUGCUGUGAGAGUUAUGCAAAAUUAUUUGAACUUUUUUGGGUGUACUUUUCUCCCAUUGAACAAUAUUUUCCACAAGUGUUUACACUUGAAAACCUUAUCCUCCUUUGUUUUGAUUUAAUACUUACAUACUAACACUUUUCAUCUUGUAUCUGUUAUAGAUAUGCCUUGGUAUUAAAUAUUAUUGGUAUAGUUUGUUUGAUGUUGGUUGUAGUAGCCGUCUCUUAUGAAAAAAUAUUGAAAAAUAUACAAGGAUAUUAGUCUAUGAUUAUUCUAGAUUAGUUAUUUUUUCUCACUUUUAUUAUAAAGUUACUGAAAAGUAUAACAGUUUAUUGUUCAUAUUGGUGGAAUGUGAAGUACGUUAUAGGUGUGAUAAUGAUGGCACAGACAAGAGAUACUCACAACUUGAUCUAUAGAUUCUGUUAAAUGUCAAGUAACAAUAUAUUUUGUUUUUCAUGAUCAAGACUUUACUUGAAAUUUUUAAAUAUGCAGCACUGCGCGUAAGAGAAAAAUGGUAGAGACAUUGAAAGAUAAAGUAUGAAAUUGUUUAUCUGGACAUCAUGUUUGAUGCACUGCAAGGUUUAUUGCAAACCACUUUACGUUCAUUGAUAACUCAACAAAUACUUUCUGAUAUAGCAAUGUCCAUCAACAUGACUAAAGCGUGGCUUAUAACUAACGCCCAAGCAACGAAAACAAACCAGGAUUAAUUCAGGGUAGUGGUGGAAUUGUCAACUUGAAUAACUCUGCAUGAAAGUUCGAAUUAUGAUGGCAAUAUUUGGCAUGAAUGUAUUACAAAACUUAACACACUGUCUUACUCUGAAAGGGUUAAAUGUUUUAUUCUGGCAAAGUUUUGAAUUCAUGAAGAUUAUCGAUAACCUGUAUGCAUGAUAUGUAACUAAAUCAUAAAGAAAACCACUUUGGGGUUUCAAAUAUAGAAAUUGUGCAUGCAUAAAAGUGUUUGGUUAUAUGUUUUGUCAAAUGUGCUGCUUAUUUAAUUCACCUUUGCACUGUGAAUUUAUGAGUGGGAUUAAACAUGGUAUUGAUGUUUGCAAUGGUUGGCAUUUAUCAUGCUUGGUACAGAUUCAUAUCCUUCUAUUGGCUAACCCUGUACAUAGCAAGUGUAUUAACAUUGACACAGCUUACUGUAUGAUAGUAAACUCUGCCAUCACCUGCAUGGUUUCCUUCAGUUAAUGUUGUCAUAGUUGGUCAUGUUUAUCGAACAGGUGUAAACGUUUUCAUGGUAAAUUUUCUAGCAUACUAACUGAGAAGCUAUGACUGUUAAUCUUGUUGAAGAUGAGUUUUCAAAUCCCGAAGGAAUUAAUGCUCAUCGCCAUCUGAAGAUGUUUGAGUAGUGAGGCGUAAGUCAAUUAUGAUGACAUUAUUGUUAACUAGAACAAGUGAUGAAGUUUGGUAAAACGUAUUGAAUUGAUACAUAACCUCUGUAAGAGGUCUGUUUUAUGGAUUGGAGAUAUAGAAUACUUUCAUCUGUAAAAGAAAAGGAAAGUGUUUGUUUUCAACCUCUUGUCUUGUGAAGGUAACCUGCUUUCUUGCUGUAACGAAGUUCUGAUGGUGUAGUUGCCAUAUACCCAUCUCUAGGUUGUCACUGCACACUGUACCCCGUCAGUAUGACAUUCACACAAUAUUCACUCAAUACCUCCUGUUCCGCUAUGGUUUUGCCAUAUACUGAUUUUGUGGUGAAUGGGAUUCUUUCUUUUAUAGUAUCAAGACUAUUUCAUUUUGAGAAAUAUUGUUUAUUCUUGCAAUGAUCUAAAUAAUAAGUCGCUAAACCAAUUGUACAGUAAAUACUGGGCUUUGGGUGUUAAAAUGUCAGUCGUAAAUUUAAACCAGUUACAUAUUGUUUUAGCAUUUCAACUUUGUUGAUAAACAAGGAUUGUCAAAAUAAUUUUGGAAUGUAAUGCUUUCAGCUUUUGCAUUUACUAUGUCUUUAAGUGGUAGACUAUUGUAUGAAUAAGACGUGUCAGCUCCUCAUCUGUUGUAUGUAUGUUGUUGGCUUGAGUACUGCGCCAAAAGUAUUGGUAUUCUCAUAUUCAUUGAACUUAAUCUUCUCAUGAAGUUUACUGCAAAAUAAUCUUUGUUUUCACUUUAAAUCAGUUACUCUAAUCAUGUCAAUGUAUUUGCUCUAGAUAUAUCAAAACAAAUUCUUAUUUAGAUCUAUAGCAGUGUCCUUUGAUGGGAUUAUUACCUGAAGAACAUGCAUGAUAUCUGUAAUAAUUUCUUCUAUGAAGAGUACUCAUUUGACAGGAUCAUUACGACUUAACGGGUGGAUUUCAGCACCUGCAGUAGAAACGACAUUAGAUAUUAGAAAGCUGUAUGAUCACAAUAACAUGCAAUUUGUUAAUGGAAAUAAUGUUAUCACCUCUUAAUGUUGUUAACAGAAUAUAAUCUAAAACGAUUUGCCCUGAAAAAAACCCAGUGGUUGCUUUGAAGGUUGAAUUCUAUUGGGUAUGACUGGAUUGCUGUGGGUGUCUUUAAGGAUAGUUGAAAGGGUGUUGCCCUGUCCAGUGCAUGUUCUGCUUUCCUUCAAGUGAUGAUGGUUUACUUACAGCGUUUCACCACCUUUCAGAUCAGACGAGACCUAUAUUGUAAACCUGAGCUGCCUAAGGAAGCUGUUAAAAAGAGUGAAGAUGAAGCUCUGCAGCCAGCCAUUAAGAAACCAGAACAAGAGAACAAGGCUCCGGAAGUUACGGAUGAUGCUGGUGAUGGCAAUGCAGGUGCUGGUGAUGCAAGAGCUGCUACAGACGCUACCCAAAAGGAUGGGAAGGGAAGCACACCUGGAAAGACAGCAACACUUGCCAAGGUGAAGAAGGUGGCCCCCAAACCCCCGAAACUACGAACUGGGCCAGUAACUAGAUCUGCUAAGGCAUCUGGCGCAGUCACUGGCAAAGAGGACCCUAGUGAAAAGAAUGAUGUUAACUCGAAUAAGUCUACUACAUCUGCAGAGGAUGAUCAGAAGGGAAGUAUCAGCUUUUCCUUCACGAAGACGGCUCCAGCCAGGAUUGAGACGUCAGCAGCAUUUGCACCCGAACCAGAUGAAGAACAGAAAGAAAACAAUGAGAACAAUAAUGCUGAAGUUGUUCCCAGUAGUAGUGCAAAAACACCUGAUUCCAAGAAAGAAUUUUCCUUCAUGAAGAUCCUCAGCAAGGAUGACAAAGAACUGGACUGGCCUCAGGAUAUGAUUCAGUACACUAAAUGUGAACCAUGUUUGAGCUUCAGUUGCAACCCCCUCUAUUUUGACUUCAGUCAGUUAUUGUUGAAGUCUAAGCCUAAAGCUGUAGAUCCCUUACCUGAAGUGAAAGUAGUACCAGAGGAGGUUCAGGACAGUACUAAAGAAGUGAAGGAUGCUGAGGUAAAAGUGGAAGAUGCUAAACCUGAGACCAAACCUGUUGAAGUUGAGAAAGCAGAGAAAACAGAGAAAACUGACAAAACAGACAAAACUGACAAAUCUGACAAAACUGACAAAACUGAAAAAGUGGAGAAAGUUGAAAAAGUGGAGAAAGUUGAGACAGAAAAGGACGACAUACCUGACAAACAAGAAGGGAAGAAUGACAAAAAGGUAUUUGAAUUCACGGCUGAACAGGUGAAGAGUGAAAAAUCAUCAAAGAGAAAGAAACGAAAGCAUAAGAAGAAGAAAAAGCAUAACAAUGAAGCUGAUGGAGAGGAAAAUGCCAAACCAGCAGAUGGAGAGGGUGAGGACAAAGAAAAUGUUAAACACAAGAAGAAGAAGAAAAAGAGGAAAAAGCAUAAACAUAAGACAGCUGAUGGUGAGGAAACUGUUGAGAAGAAAUCUAAAAAGAAGAAGAAGAAAUCUAAAAAGAAACAUACUAAAGAGACGGGAGAAAACCAUGAGGGUGGUGAAACGGAGCAGGGGCCAUCUGAUGAAGAAAAGGCAUCCAAGAAAUCAUCACGGAAGAAGUCAAGAAGAAGAAAACGCAAACACAAAACUAGUGAACCUGACCCUGAAGCUGUCAAAGCUGAAGGAGCCACCGUAGAAGGAGCCACCGUAGAAGGUGAUGCAGAUGUUCCACCCAGAAAGAAGAAGAAGAAAGCUAAGAAAAAUAAACUUGUGCUAGAAUAUAAAGACACUGCGUCAUCUGAGUCAGGGGGUGAGAAGACAGAUUUGAAGCAGGAAUGUAAGGUGUCUGUUGCUAAUGAAGGGGAACCUGAUAAAACUCCUAAAAAGUCACUUACUCCAAGAAAAUCUACAAAUAAUGUCAACAAGACCUCUGGAGAUUUAAAGUCAACUUCUGGACAGAGUGAAAUGAAAUCCCCGCUGAAUAAGGUCUGUGGAAAAGGGACACCACAGAAAUCACCGCAGGAUGCUAAAAGUGGAAAGAAGAUAAAGACUCCUGAUGUCCAAGAUGCUAAAACUGGAUCCUUGAGAAAGAGAAAUGCAAGUGAGUCUACAACUGAUGACUUGACACCUGCAAAGUUACAGAAAUCAGAACUAAAAGAAAAAAGUCAGAAAAGUGAAGACACUUGGAGCAAGAUUGAAGGAAUCUAUGAAAGCAAACCUGCGGAUGAUACCAGCAAAUCUAAAUGGGAUACCAGUGAAAGUGAAGGUGAAGAUAUAGAAAAAGAUUCCAAGAAAGAGGAGAAAAUUCCAAAGUGUCCAAAUGGAGGGUGUAAUGAAACUGAAAAUAAAUCUGGAAAUUCUAGAAAUGAAAGCAGGGACAAUGAUAAACAAAAUGUUUCAAAUAAGAGUCGAAGAUCUUACAGCUCAUCUUCUGACUCUGACCGAUACAGUAGUAGGUCAAGAAGUCGAUCUAGGGCUAGUCGAUCUAGGGCUAGUCGAUCUAGGGCUAGUCGAUCACGGUCAAGGUCAUAUUCACGGUCUAGGUCCAGGUCCAGAUCUCGAUCUUACAGAUCACGUUCCCGUUCUUACCACAGUUACAGCGAUGAUUCCAGGUACAGCAGGUCAAGGUCAUCCAGUCGUUCACGGUCUGGAAGAAGCUACACGAGAAGUCAUUCUCGCCACAGGUCGAGAAGAAAUAGAUCAUACUCACGGUCCUAUAGCCGAUCAAGUAGAUCAAGUUACUCUAGGUCAAGAAGCUCCUCCAGAUCCUACAGUCGAUCAAGGUCUUAUACACGCUCUAGAUCUCGUUCUAGACAUAGAUCAGGUUCCAGGGGACACUCCUACAGAUCAUCAUUAUCAUCAAAGCACUCCAAACUAACACCUGCUACUAUUUCUACUAAAGAUACCAGUACCAAGGAGGAACCUCCAAGUGGAGCUGCUCUGGUUGGAACUCCAGGGGAAGAAAACAAGAAAAGUAAUUUAGAUAUCCCUCUACCUGCAAAGGAAGAAACAGAUAAGGAAACAGUACCUGAGAAAAGUGAUGCUAAGCAACUUGUUAAUAUCCCAUUGCCUCCACCUGGACAAACUGAGGGACAGUCAGCAACAACACCGAAUGCUGGGUCUUCAGGAGAUGGAGACACUUCUGUUGCUCCACCUCCACCACCACCUGAUGAGCAUAUGGGAGAUUAUGGCCCAAACAUGGGCCAUGACAUGAUGCAUGGUAUGAGACAUGGUAUGCAUCCAGAUAUGGGUAUGGGACAUGAUAUGGGCCAUUACCCAAAUAUGCCGCCGCCACCACCACCACAUGGAUAUGGACAUGGACCUCCUCCAAGAGGGAUGUUUUUCCCUGGCCCACGACCAGGACCAGGACAUCGACCAGGACCUGGAAUGGGCCAUGGUCCAAUGGGACCAGGUGGUCCUGGAAUGGGAAUGGGUCCUGGUCCAAUGGGACCCAGGGGUGGUCAUGGUAUGGGUCAUAACAUGGGGCCAGGAAGACCAAUGGGACCCAGAGGACCAGGACCAAGACCUGGAAUGGGUCCACCAGGCCCAGGAAUGGGACAUCCAGGUCGUGGUGGUCCAGGAAUGGGACAUCCAGGGCCUGGUAUGGGUCCAGGUGGACAUGGAAUGGGUCCAGGUGGCCCAGGUAUGGGACCAGGGCCAGGAAUGCGUCCUGGACCACCAGGGUCAAGGAUGGGACCCCCAAUGAGAGGACCUCCAAUGAGGAAUCCAGGACAAUUUGGACCACCUCUUGGCAUGGCCCCACCUGGGAUGCGAGGUCCCCCACUUAACAGAGGACCACCACCUGGAAUGGGCCACUAUCCACCCAGAAUGAUGGGACCCCCAGAUCACAUGAAGCCUAGAGGAUCACCACCGCCACUUCCACCUCCAAAAUCACCAUCACCUCAACCUCCACCACCCCCAAAGAAAGAAGAGGAAAAGAAAGAGGAACCCAAACCAAUGGAACCCCUUAUUCCACCUGAACAAGCUGAGCAGUAUCGCAAGCUGCAACAACAAGCAGUGAAACAUGCAAAGAGACAACAGCGUAGGCAGAAACAAAUGGAAAACGGUGAGCCUGUUGAAUCAAGCUCUGAUGAAGAUGAACAAAUGGAUACUGAAGAGAGCGCAGCUGCUCUAGCAGCAGCUGAAGCUGCUGCUGAGGAAGCAGCAGCUGUUGAAGAAGCUCAGACCAUCUUGCUACCAACUGCACAAUCUCCUCUGGUACAACAGCCAACCUUGAUUCUACAGCAACCUAUUCCCAGUCCAGUUCAGUUUGCUCAGACACCUCAACUAAUUCAAGCUCAGCCACAAUUCAUAGUGCCACAUACUGCAGGAGUCCUCAAUCAGAUGGGCAUGCCUAUUCAAGCUGGAGCUCCAGUCAUUGCCAUGCCACACAUGGCUGGUGCAACUCCUAUGUCAGGCAUGCAGGCUUACCCAAUACAAACACCAGGAGGUAUCCAGCUGGCAACUGGCCAGUCCCUGCACAGUCAGCUGUUAGCAUCAACUCAAGGGGGGCUGCACUUCCCAGCAGGUGUGGGUGGUCUUCAGGGUAUUCCUGGUCUCCAGACAAUACAGAACCUCCAGCAACUUCAAGGCUUACAGGGUUACCAGGGCAUGCAUGGUGUUCAGGGCAUUCAAGGUAUUCAAAGUUUGCAGGGCUUGCAGGGCUUGCAGGGCUUACAGGGCUUGCAUGGGUUGCAGGGGUUGGUCCCUGGUCUGCAGCAUAUGUCGCAGCAGGUUUUGAUCCCAGCACAGCCACAGGGUCCCGUCAUUCUUAUACCCCGGAUUCCACGUCCAACAUUGUGAUGAAAGUGACAUGUAGAACAGUGGUUAUUGCUUCAGUCAAGUUCAAGGUGCUGUGGAAAACAUGUAGUGUAGUAUGUGCAGAUGGUAAACUUUGAAGUGCAAUCAUAGAUCUGUUGUUAUUUUUGACAGCUACCAAAACCUAUUCUGUGAUAUGCUUUUGGUGUGAUCAUAACAGAUGUAACAGAUAAUGUGAUUGUGAUAGUCAGACCUGUAUGGUCAUUGUCCACUGGAGAGAAAUAUGACCACCAUGCUAAGUGUUGCUGUGUCUUGAACUGAAACAAAGGCAUGUUCACCAUGACUAAUUACCAUGAAUAAGGAUGGAUUCAUUUUGUGCCAAAAAUGAGUCAUGUCAUGGUUAUGAUCAGAUUGGACCUGGAUUACACAUUGUCAUGUAUGACAAAUUAUUGUUAUUAUUAUAGAUGAGCCCUCCAAGACCAUGUAAAGUGUAGCUUAUGCCUAAAGAGAACUUCGUCUUUCCUGAAUUCCUGUAUGUUGAUGCCAAGACAAUCAGCACAAUACGGAUACUGUCUGCUGCAUAAACUUUUGGAUGGACUGCAGUGUGGUAAAGUCACUGUGAAUCACAUAAAAGAUUUGCCUUUUGAUGCAGUAACGUUACAGAUAUGUAUGCUGCCUGUUGUUUGGGUUAAUCUGCAACUAUUACUUGAACUUUAUGCAUGCAACAAGUUGCUCAGUGCCAAAUGGAAAACAAAUUUGAAAAUCUUUAGCAGCGACAGGAUAUGAUGUUGAUGUUCAACACUGAGUAUGUAGUGAAAAAUGUCUCAAGAAAAUCUAGAAACUAGAAAAUCAAGGUGUAUUUGAGUAGACCCUUAGGCCAUAAUAAAGUAUUAGAUUUCCAUCCCUGCCCACUUCACUACAAAUGCCCAACAUAACAUCAUUUUGUUGUUCCUAAAUACCUACAGAUGAAGAGAAUCACUGUGCAUUCCUUUUCUAUGCUUGAUGGGAAAACAUCAUAUCCAUGUCCUACCAAAUAUCCAUGCUUCGUGUGAGUGCAUUCAACACCUAAUGCAACAGAUGCCUUAACAGCUUGUUUAGAAGGAAUAAUAAAAUACUAACUUAAAUGGCUCUUCCUGCCUCACACUUAUGAAGAAUGGGAUGAAAAUCUAAUUACGUAUUUGUUGUGGCCUCAAGGAAGAUGUACUGAUUAUUGCAUGUGUUGCUUAUUAAAAUCAUGAUAAAUGUGCUUUUAAAUGAAAACAGACAAGGUCUGUUGAGGUUUUACAGUGCUAGAGGUUUGACUUAGAUUAUCCUGUGUAAAUCUUCUCAGUUCGAUAGAGAAGUUAAAAUCUUCAAAGUGUUUUAGUGACCGAAAGUGGAUGUCAAAUGUUGUUCAUUUGGAAACACUUUGUUCUUUGUACCAGAACCUUUACCUUAAUCAGUGUCAGGCCUGGUCUGGUUAUGAUGUCUCUUAGAGCUAAUCAGGAAGUAUGUAAUCCCCCAGUUCUGUGAUGCAGAUUAACCUGUAAUUCCUGUGGAUUGUGAUGUUUUUAACAUGUGAUUGAAUAUGCAUAGAUGUUCAUAUCCAGAAUGUCAGUUGAAGGAAAGACACAAAUGAAGAUUUGGUAAAAGUCCUUUAGAAAUGUUGGUAGAUGUAGUAAUUACUUGUGCUUUUAUCAAGCAUAAAUUUAACACUUUAAUGUAAGAUGAAUAUAAUAAAUUGUGUCUGGACUCAAAAGAAGAAAAUGACAAUAUGCCAUAUUUCCGUGCUUUUAUUCAAGCUUAAGGUUAUGUUAUUUUCAGUUUUAAUUCAUUUAAACAGUCUCACACUUGACUCUUUAGUAGAGGUUAAGAUUCAUUGUAAAAUCAGGAUUAUGAUUCAUUGUAGUCUUGCUCUUGUAUCAUGUGUAAAUAGAAACAAUAUCAUUUCGAAACAACAAUAUCAUUAUGAAACUGAAACAAUUGAUAUGCGAAAGUGAAACAUUUCAAGUCAUGCACUUCUUAAAUUUUGUUUUCAGUACCCUUCAUUGUAUCAACUACUUCUUGUAGAAUAGAAAAUGCAAAGAUGAAUUGUGAUGUUUAUUUUCUUCUGUUACAUCCAUAUAAUUAAUAAAAACAAAUUUUUGGUACCUUCAUUCAUGUGUGAAGAAAAUAAUUAUUUUUUUAAUUUUAGUUAUGUAUGAUAAAUAAGUGCCUUAAUGUAAUUCAUUUUUCAAAUUAAACAGUAAUAUUGGAUCAAGUUUCUUAAAUAAUUCCCACAGAAUGUUUUUCAUAAGGGAUUCACAUACCGGUAUGCCUAACACAAGUACAUUACUAAUGAUACCAAACAAAUUUUAUGUCUGGAGUAAAAUGGGCGGUCCUUCAACAAUCCCAGGUGAUUUUAUUGUCUCAUCAUUUGAAUAACAAUCAACAUUUUAAUCAAGUCAUUAGAUGUAGUUAUUUAUCCAGCAUAUUCACAUACCAAUUGAUUCAUGAUGUCAUUGUUAUUAUUUAUGAUUCCUGAGAUUUGUUUUAUUUGUGGAAACUGUGGAAUAUGCCUUCUUUCUUAGUCACAGACAUUAAUAUAAUUUUACCUUAGUCACUAUGACAUUGUCAAAGCUGUUAUUCUAGACACCUUAUGUAAUAGUCAUAGAUCAGAAAUAGUUGUUUGUCUGUGGCCAUGAUUGUCAUGGUAUAUUCCACUGUUUCGAUCUGAGAGAGUUUUGUACCCAGCUAAGUAUAUGCAAAUUGUUGAUGAUUGUAUUAUAAUCUUUGCUCAUCUGUACAGUCAAUUGUAGUUUAAAUCAGAGGGUUUUUUUUGCUCCUAGGUCAAAUGUUGUCCUGUUACUCUGACCAGUCAGAAUGGAAUGUGUGAUGUAUGCAGCAUUGUAACAUAGCUGUUGCCUUCUCAGAAAGUAAAAAAACAUCAAGAUGUC